Callorhinchus milii (elephant shark) is the source of this 604-nucleotide messenger RNA. It is a transcript of the gene efcab10, whose product is annotated as EF-hand calcium-binding domain-containing protein 10. Lineage: Eukaryota; Metazoa; Chordata; Chondrichthyes; Chimaeriformes; Callorhinchidae. Bases 77 to 499 code for a protein of 140 amino acids. The transcript is spliced from 4 exons. The record is from RefSeq and is a predicted model, not a curated record.
GGGCGGGGUGAGUGCGCAGGCGCGGGGACCCUGGAGACGGUUGCUAGGGAAGGCGGUUGGCAGACGCCGGGUAGUCAUGGAGGAUCCUCGGGAGCAGGAGGCCUCGGCUUAUCUGAGGGAACAUAAAGUCCUGGAGCUGCUGGAGAACCUGACCAGCAUGUUACUGUACCACAGGCCUGAUAACCCACGGGAGUUUUUGAUCACUGAACUGGAAAAUGUGAUGACAGUCAGAGACUUGUACUCUGAGCGCUAUCCCUGCUUAUUUGACGAUUCAAACUUGGUUGCUAUAUACGGCAUCCUUGACACCACAAAGCAAGGUUUUAUCACCCAGGCACAGUAUGUAGAAGCUUUCAAAACACUGGGGAUAACAGACUUUGAUGAGUCACCGAUAGGAACUGCUAAAAACCAGAUCACCCUUGAAACGUUCAAGAUUGAGGCGAAAUAUGGAUUAAAGAAGACGUAUGCUGACUUCAAAAAGACCACUCUAAGCUGGCCUUAGAGAUGUGCCACAGAACCAGAAUCUCUGCGACCAUAUUUACUCUAAAUCCAAGAACUAGCAUUUUACAACAUAUGUGUAUUCAAUAAAUAUUUCUGUUCAAUCAAA